AUGGAUGGAAUGCUUCUGCAGGUCUUGGUUCUUCUGCCUGUGGGUGUGGUGGUAGCAGGUAAAUGGGUGGUGCUGACACCUUUAAAGGCAUAUUCUCAAGAUGCAGGUGGACCACUGACAAUUAGGGAUGUAACUGUAGAAUUCUCUCUGGAGGAGUGGCAAUGCCUGGACAUUGUUCAGCAGAAUUUAUAUAGCGAUGUGAUGUUAGAGAACUACAGAAACCUGGUCUUCCUGGCGAGACCUGAUCACCUGUCUGAAGCAAGGAAAAGAGCCCUGGAAUAUGAAGAGACAUGA
Nomascus leucogenys (northern white-cheeked gibbon) is the source of this 294-nucleotide messenger RNA. Its product is annotated as zinc finger protein 430-like. The transcript has 3 exons. The record is from RefSeq and is a predicted model, not a curated record. The coding region runs from base 1 to 294 and encodes 97 amino acids. NCBI's taxonomy places the organism in Eukaryota, Metazoa, Chordata, Mammalia, Primates, Hylobatidae. Gene Ontology annotation, biological process: regulation of DNA-templated transcription.